UUUCUCUCCCUCUCUUUCUCUCUCCCUUCCCCUCUCUAAAAAUAAAUAAAUAAUGUCUUUAUAAAACCUACUUCACAGAUUUUCUGCGAAGAUAAGAGAAAAUAUGUACUCAGUUAUAUUUCUUUCCUCUUCCCUCUCUUGCUACCACCAGGGAAACUGUGUGGGAAAUUUGAACCACUUCAAAGAUGGCAACCAAGAAGGCGGAGCCGGUCACCAUCAUUAGCCUUCGCAAGUUGAGCCUGGGAGCCCCAGAGUCACAGCCGAAAGAGUCAAAGACGUUCACCGUGGAAGAUGCCGUGGAGACCAUCGGAUUCGGACGUUUCCACAUCGCCCUGUUCCUGAUCAUGGGAAGCACGGGGGUUGUCGAAGCCAUGGAGAUCAUGUUAAUAGCGGUUGUGUCUCCUGUCAUCCGCUGUGAAUGGCAGCUGAUGGACUGGCAGGUGGCGUUAGUGACCACGAUGGUGUUUUUCGGCUACAUGGUCUUCAGCAUCCUCUUUGGCCUCCUGGCUGACAGAUACGGCCGCCGGAAGAUUUUGUUCAUCUCGUUCCUGUGGGGAGCCUACUUCUCCUUGCUGACCUCCUUCUCUCCCUCGUACAUCUGGUUUGUCUUCCUGCGGAUGAUGGUGGGCUGUGGCGUGUCCGGCCAUGCACAAGGGCUAAUCAUAAAGACUGAAUUUUUGCCUACAAAAUACCGAGGCUACAUGCUUCCCUUGUCGCAGGUUUUCUGGCUCGCUGGCUCCCUGCUCAUCAUCGGCCUGGCCUCUGUGGUCAUCCCCACCAUCGGCUGGCGCUGGCUCAUCCGCAUCGCCUCCAUUCCUGGCAUCAUCCUCAUCCUGGCCUUCAAGUUUAUUCCCGAAUCUGCUCGGUUCAAUGUCUCCGCCGGGAACACCCAGGCCGCCCUGGCCACGCUGCAGCACAUCGCCAAGACGAACCGCGCGGCCCUGCCGGAGGGGAGGCUGGUGGAGCCCGUCCUGGACAAAAGAGGAAGGUUUGCAGACCUACUGGAUGCUAAAUAUUUACGGACCACGUUACAGAUCUGGGUGAUAUGGCUGGGCAUCUCCUUUGCCUACUAUGGGGUCAUCCUGGCCAGUGCUGAGCUGCUGGAGCGGAACCUGGUCUGUGGUUCGAGGCCUGAGUCCGAGUCUGAGACCACGGUGGCAGUGAGCGCGGGGGUCUCCGAGGAGAGCCAGAGCCCCUGCUACUGCCACAUGUUUGCCCCCUCCGACUACCGGACCAUGAUCAUCAGCACCAUCGGUGAAAUUGCUUUGAAUCCGCUAAACAUCCUGGGCAUCAACUUCCUGGGCAGGCGGCUGAGCCUGUCGAUCACCAUGGGCUGCACGGCUCUGUUCUUCCUGCUCCUCAAUAUCUGCACCUCCAGUGCCGGCCUCAUCGGCUUCCUCUUCGUGCUGAGGGCGCUGGUGGCAGCCAACUUCAACACCGUCUACAUUUACACCGCUGAGGUUUACCCCACGGCGAUUCGUGCCUUGGGGAUGGGGACCAGCGGCUCUCUGUGUCGAAUUGGAGCGAUGGUGGCGCCGUUUAUUUCCCAGGUUCUUCUGAGCACUUCGUUGCUGGGGGCCCUGUGUCUUUUCUCGUCGGUCUGUGUUGUAUGCGCCAUUUCUGCAUUUACUCUGCCCAUCGAGACCAAAGGUCGGGCCUUACAGCAAAUGAAAUGAAGACCUGCAAACCCAUGUCUACCAGAGAAAACUGCAUUCUAUCUUCACCAAGAGCUGUGGUACAUUCUUCAAAACCUGGUUUUACUUCUGUAUGCUAUUUGGCAACCAAGAAACUGAUUAUUAAAAAAAAAAAAAAGGCACACAAGAAUAAGGUGGGUUAAUUGCCUAUUGAUCUCUAAGAGCCAAUAUACACAGAACUGAUAUGGAAUAUACUUUAAAAUUGGAAAGGUAUGUGGGGGGGGGAUGGUGGCUUUUAUUCCUUGACAUUAUGUCUCUUCACCUUCAGUAGGUGAGUUAAUUUUCACACCACACACACAUACAGAUGAUAUUCUCCCAUAAGGUCCACAGCACAAGUUAGGCUGAGAUUUUGUAGCCAAGACAAGAACUUGAGGUGGCGUCAUUAAGGUUUUCAAAAGCAGCCAUCACAUUUACAAUAUAAAUUAGCAUAUUUAUUAAAAUUGAGGCCCCCGUAGUUUAAAAAUUGCUUAUUUGUGAAACAAUAUGCUUAAAUUAGUGUGAAUCUUGAAUUACCAAGAAGCAGGGAAUGAUCUAAUGUUCCCCAUACAUUGUUUCUACUCUAAUUUACAGGGGAAUCUUUGAGUCACAUGAUGUGAUACCAAAAAUCAAUGCAGCGAACUUGGCCCUGCUUGGGUAGCUUAGUUGGUUAGAGCGUUGUCCCAGUUUGCCAAUACUGUGGGUUUGAUCCCGGGUCAGAGCACAUGCAAGAAACAACCCAUGAAUGCAUACAUAAGUGGAACAACAAAUUGAUUUCAGAAAGAGAAACAUCAAUUUUUUGAAAAGUGCAGCAAGCUUACCUACAUCACAUAAUGUCUGUCUGCCCUCCGCUGACUGAGCGGCAUGAUCUCAUACUUACGCACGCCUCACUCUACGAGGCUAGGCGCGCUGUGGAAAGGAAACACCUAAGUUUUUACAUUUACAUUGAGUCUUUUAGUUCUGUUCAGACUUACUGUGGAGACCUUGGAAGUUGGGGGCCCCAAGGCUUGGCUCACCUACUCCCCUCACCCCCAUUUGGCACUGGAAACGAUUUGCUGCAAACACCCUGAAGUAUCCCGCACUAGACAACUGUGUGUGUGGUUUGCACCCUUGCUUCAGGGAGGGUGCAAACCAUUCCUAUUUGAACCUCUGGGACAAGUGGCUUUAAGUGAGGAAGCCUUUUCUCUGAAGGGCCAGGCAGUAAAUACUUUAGGCUUUGUAAAACUACACAGAUGUCACCUUUCCCCCUCCACAAGCCCUUAAAAAUGUAAAACAUCUUUUCAGCUGGCUAGAGGUUGAAUUUUGUUGAAAUUAAAUUUCUAGGCUCGAGAUAAAGGGUGCUCCUGCCUGGGGUGCCACAUCAGCAAACCAAACGUGCUCUGCGUGACCACAAACACAGUGUAACUAGCCGCCCAGACACCCAGCCAACGCUGGGCUCUAUGUUUACUUUCUUGUUCCUCAUUCUUUAAAAGCUUCCUGCCCCCUGCUUCACUCCAUUGGACCCUUAAGACUGUAGACUGCCUGCCUUAGCAAGUGUUAAAUAAAGUUUAUUUGAAUCACUUCAGUUGUCUUUAAUUAUUUUAAACAGCUUUGGUGACAAGGAUGGACACCGACUGCUAACGGCCUGCAAAAUGAGACACGGGUGAGGAGCCCGCUGAACCCUUGAGUUCACUGUUCCUCCUGUCAAAACCAAGGGCUGUGGGUAAGUCACUCUUGGGCUUGAGCUCCACCCCUUGGCGUGCAGCUCUCCAUUCUAAACACUUUAUUUUAAAAAGUACUGCAGUUCCAGGACAGUUAUAUUGUGAGUCCGCAGUACGUGGUAGCUGUUAGUUAGGGAACUCAAAGCCGUGAGGUAAGUCCACAGCAUAAACCAAACUGUGGGGAGAUUUGGGGAAAUAAAUUAAGGAAUCAAGAUUGCUUUAACCAAAGGCAAAACAGAAUCUAAGUAGGCAUAAACCAGACAAUUAAAAGCCCUCAGGGCGUCUGGAACUGUAAAGACAUCUCAGGAAGGGAAUAAGGGGUCUACUGCUAAUAGGAAUCUCAGAAGCCAAAUCUGAGAAGUUGUUGGGCACGACUCAAACACCUGUAAGGCGUCAGAGCAAUUGCCACCUCCAUCUACAACUUUCACGCUAGGACAGGUCAUCACGGAAUAGAUCAGAUGCAAGUUAGUUCACCUGUCAACCUCAAGGAAAAUUCCAUGCCGAUGAGUUGCGCUGUAAACCACUACGCAAUCCCCAACCCAGGAGCAUAUCCCACGAAGCUUAGCUAAAGGAACGGGAUCCUCAAGUUUCAAAGAAUUGAGUGUUCUACUUUCCGGCUUAUCUGCUUAUUUUAUGUCUCAGAACUGUGGUUCUAGAGGUAGUAGACAGCUAGAAAAAUGGGCAACUCUUAUUAAAACCACCUAAAAUUACAAAUGGCCAUUAUGAGGAAUGUUCCAGCUAGACAAGAAGCACACCUGAAACCAAGGGCUCCCAAAUCAACAACCAGAAUGGAAUGCCUAUCGUAGCUAGUAUGCAGAUGACUUCCCCCUCUCAAAUGCUUCAAAACUACAAAACAGCCUCAUUGCAGCCUAGCUGAAAAGGACACAAGAACUUACAACCAGACUGAUGCAACUCUUCCAGUUCCCCUCUGCCUUCCUCCACCAGAGCGCUCAGUCCACUAGUACUGUCUGAACCGCCUUUCUGCUCUGGAGAAGACCACUCGAGACCAUGAACAGUCCCAAGUCAGCGGCCUUGCAAAAGCCCUGAGACCGUCAUCGGGACACCAGAGAAAAGAAUGUCCUUGAAGGUUCUGUCGAAUCCUUCACCUCUCCUCUAUCUACUCUCUAAGGAGGCCCUGCUAUGGACUCGUCCAAGGUUGAUGUGACCCCUUUAAACAGCCCAGGGGAGACUGAAAGGAAAACCUUGCCAAAUUCUGGUUGAUAACGGAGCUACACCUUCUGCUUUAAACCCCACUCACACUAUGGAGCCUGCAAAUUCUGGGCAAAAUCAGCAGAAUCUGGUGAAAAGUGGGAACUCUUACCCAAGUCAGCUCUGCUGGAUCUCUGUAGUGCCUGGUCAAGAGAGGAAACACAAAACCUGAAUGGAUUUUUUUUUUUCUGAAUGGAUAUUUUAAAAAGUUGUAGAAUAUUUGUGGAAAAGGGAUUUUCUGUGUGGUCAAGCUGAGUAAGAUUAAACUAGAUUUAAGUUUUUAAAAAGUGAGUUUUAAUAUCAAAAGGAUUCUGGUGCAAAAUUAAAAAUUUUCCCCCUGUUAAGAGGACAAAAUUUUCUUAUAUUAUUGGUCUGAUCUUAAGGAAUUACAAAUAACGGGUUUUCCCUACCUUUUAAGUAAUCUGCCUGGAAAGUCGAGUGUCUUACCAGAAUGAGUUUGGUGUGCUGCACGUCGCCUUCAUCAGUCCCUGAACCCCACCUUCUUGAUAUUACAAGAACUAACAGGCUUUCUGUAACAACUAUUUAACUUCUGUAUUUAAUGCAAAGUCACACUGGAUAAACAGGCACCUGACAAAAUUCCCCCAAAUAAAAUUCUAGAAUCUUUUUGACCUUGAACUAUGUUGAAAAGCACAGGGGGGUUAGGUGUGCUGACCCCUGUCUUCCCCUCUGGCAUGCAGUUGGAAAUCCACAUAUAACUGUGACUCCCCCAAAACAACUACUAAGAGCCUACCCUUCUGCUGACCGGAAGCCUUACCAGUAAGAGCUGAUGGAAACGUGCCUUGUGUGGUGCACACUGUAAUCUUAUAAUAUUGUAAGCCAGAGAAAAUCUGUGUGUAAGUGGACUCAGGCAGUUCAAACCUAUGUUGUUCAAGGGUCAACUGUAAAGAGAAAUGUUAAGCCAAUUAAGCUUAUUUAAUAUGUUAAAUUAUAUAGGAAGCAUAGUCAAGUAAGAAGUGAUGUUUAACCUUUUUAGGUUGUAUUUGUAUGGGUAGAUUAAGUGGUUCCAGAAACUGUAUAAAAUUCUUAAAAACCUGGUAUAUCCUAGUAUAAUGCUAUCAGUCAUAAUUCCUGUUAAAAUGUUAUGUCAGAGAAAUAACCACAUUUCCUUGUCAAUUCCAUUACAGUCUUUUGUUAUUUAUACAGAGUUCAUGGUUUUACUCUGGUCUUUUGAGAAAGUAAGAUUCAUGGAAGAGACUCUACCAAGUAUUUUGAUCAUUGGCACUACUCCCAAAUUUCAAGGUGUCAAACCUUGGAUAUUUUGUAAUUGAAGAAGGCUCCACCUGACUUCUGGUACUAUGUAAAAAAUAGAGACCUCAACUGACUGGGGAGAGAAGUACCCAAUAUCAAGGUAGGCUGCUUCCUCCCAAGACACAGGAUAAGGAAAGAUUUCUCCAUUCCCUCUCUGAUCAUCCUUUCCUUAAUUUUUACACCACACAGACAUUUGAUUCGUCUGCCAAUCUUUUGCCUCCCCCUAGCCUGACAAGAUAAUGCCAUUGUUCCCAUAUCUCAGGCCAUGACAAAGGAGGGUAAUUCAGCCACCAACACAAACUUCUCUGAUUUCCAGUGCCUCAGUUUCUCUGAAACAAGUUUACGGAAUACUUCUGGGGAAGCAGAGACACAGUUACACAAAAUACAAAGAGGAAAUCGGCUUAAAGAAAUAGCUUCCUCUUUGGGAUCAUUUCUGGACUUGAUUUUAGUUUGUUUGGGAGCCCUGGUGCAGGCGUACUCUCCAAAUCAUGGAUAUUAAUAGUUACUGUCUACACUGUGUUUUUUCAAAAGUUUUAAAAAGUGUGGGCAGCCACUGACCAGCCAACAGACCUCUUUCCAGCUGGAAUGACAAGAUACCUGAAAAACAUAACUAUCUCCAAGAAUAUAAGCUUGACAUUUUCUCUUCUGAACACUACACUGAGACCUGAUGAGGCAAUAAUAAUUGAGGGUAAGAAAAAAUAGGAAGAUCACAUGUCAUUAAAACAAUGAAUUAAUGGAUACAUAUAAACACUGAAAAGUAAAAAUGUAUUACAAAAACAUUAAAGCAGAGGGGAACAAAUAAAAACUGUAGUGAUUUUAGGAAGUUUCCACCUAAAUGACUAUUAACGUAAGACAGACUGCUGUAAGUACAGGCUGGUAUACAUGAAGCACACGGCAGCUACAAAUCAAAACUCCACAAGAGAGAUACAAGGAAUAAAAAGCAUCCAAACAACACUCUACAAAAUCAUCAACCUACAAGAGUGAAAAAGGAAUAGAGAAAAAACUACAAAAACAACCAACAAUUACACUAAAAGUAAAUGGACUAACCACCCAAAUGAAAAGAUACAGGGUGUCCGAAGGGGUAAGAAAACAAGACCGAUGCAUAUGUUGCCCACAAGAGAACCACUUCAGACUGAAGGAAAUACAGACUGAAAGUCAAGGGAUGAAAAAUAUGUUUCAUGCAAAUGGAGAUUUAAAAAAAGGUGGGGUUGUAAUACAGGCAACAUGGACUUGAAAACAAGGGCUGUAACAAAAAACAAAACAUUUAAUGAUAGAGGGGUCAUCCAACAAGAGGAUAUUACUUUCAUGAACAUCUAUACACCCAAAUGUAGGAGUAACUAAACACACACAACACUGACAUAAAUGGGGAGACAGACAAUAACACUGAUGUCGAUGAACAGAUCAUUCAGACAGAAAACCUACCAAGAAAGAGUGGCCUCGAACACAUUAGACCAAAUGGGCUUAAUUGAUAUUUUAAGACACUUCAUACAAAAGCAGAAUAUAUAUUCUUUUCAGUUGCAUAUGAAGCAUUUUCCAGAAGAGACCACAUGUUAUGCCACAAAACAAGUUCUCAAUAGAUCUGACUGAAAUUAUGUCUUCUCCAAUCACAAUAGUAUGAAACUAGAUAUCAAUUACAAGAAACUGAAAAAACAAAACAACUCCCAAACACUUGGAGGCUAAAUGCCAUGCUACUGCACAACAAGAUUAAAUGAGAAAUGGAGAUACUGGGAGGAAAAUGAAAACACAGUGACCCCAAAUCUGGGGGAAACGGCUAAAGCAGUUCUAAGAGAAAAAUUCACAGGACUACAGGCCUACAAGAAGAAACAAGAAAAACCUCAAAAGCACUCUAAUACACACCUAAAGGAAUGAGAGAAAGAACAACCAAGUCCAAAGUGAGCAGAAGAAAGAAAAUAAUAAAGAUCAGAAGUAAGUGAAUUAGGGUCUAAAAAGACAACAGACAAAAAAAAGAAAAUUGAUAAACCUUUAGCCAGAUUCAUCAAGGAAAAAAAGGUGCCCAAAUAAAUAAAGUUAGAAAUGAAAGAAAUGACAACCCACAUCAUAGAAAUACAAAAUAUAAGAAAAUACUAUGAACUGUAUGCCAAGAAACUGGACAACGUGGAAGAAAUAAAUUCCUAGAAACACACAAGCCUUCGAGGUGAGUUAGGGAAAACCAGAAAAUCUAAACAAAGUAACAAGUAUAAUUGAAUCAAAUCAGUAAUCAAAAAACUCCCAACAAACGAAAGCCUUGGACCAGAUGGCUUCACAGGUGAAUUUAUCAAGUAUUCAAAGAAGAAUCAGUACUUAAUUUUUUUCAAAUUAUUCCAAAAUACUGAAGGAGAGAAUGCUACCAAACUCAUUUUAGAAGCUCAGCAUUUUGAUAUCAAAGCCAUACAAAGACACUACAAAAAAAGAAAAUUAUGGGCCAAUAUCCUUGGUGAACAUAGGUAUAAAAAUCCUCAAACUAUUAACAAAAUUCAGCAACACAUUAAAAAGAGCAUAUAGCAUGAUCAAAUGGGGUUUAUUCCUGUGGUGUAAGCCUGGUUCAAUCCGUAAAUCAAUUAAAGUGAUAAACCCCAUAAAUAAAAUUAAGGAUAAAAAGUCGUAUGAUCAGAAAUACAGAACAGGCUGACAGUGACCAGAGGGGAGGAAAUUUGGGGGGAAGGGUGUACAGGAACAAGUAUA
Molecule: messenger RNA, 8530 nt
Organism: Artibeus jamaicensis (Jamaican fruit-eating bat)
Lineage: Eukaryota; Metazoa; Chordata; Mammalia; Chiroptera; Phyllostomidae
Gene: SVOPL
Product: SVOP like
Exons: 15
Coding region: 186-1676 (496 amino acids)
Biological process (GO): transmembrane transport
Cellular component (GO): membrane
Molecular function (GO): transmembrane transporter activity
Source: RefSeq, a predicted model, not a curated record